Messenger RNA from Culex pipiens pallens (northern house mosquito), 810 nucleotides. It is a transcript of the gene BCL7-like, whose product is annotated as B-cell CLL/lymphoma 7 protein family member B-A. The record is from RefSeq and is a predicted model, not a curated record. Bases 280 to 774 code for a protein of 164 amino acids. The transcript has 2 exons. NCBI's taxonomy places the organism in Eukaryota, Metazoa, Arthropoda, Insecta, Diptera, Culicidae.
GUAAAAUUGACAGACGCCUCGACUCGACACGGAACGGAGUCCAUUUUCGCAGAGUGCAUUUUCUGGCCGAGCAGAGGAAAAUAAACAAAAUAGCAGCGUUAAAAUCGGUGUCGGUGCGACUGUUCCGGGUUGAUCUGUGAAAUUUCGGUGUGUUUUUUUCGGGCGUGUGAAUCUCGGGGCUGGAACCUGUUCGGAGGAGGCCUCGUGUGUUUCGGGACCCGCUGCCGCUAUCGAUUUUCGCCACGGAAGCCAUCACGGUUUUGAAUUUCUCCACCGACCAUGUCCCGCAGCGUGAGGGCCGAAACCCGGGCCAGCAAAAAGGACGAUGUGAAAAAGUUUAUGCUCUCGAUGGACCGCGUCCGGCGCUGGGAGAAAAAGUGGGUCACAAUCGGCGAAACGUCCAUGAAGAUCUACAAAUGGGUACCGAUCUCCAGCAAGGAAAACAAAAAGGGCCAGCAGGGGCUCGGCCAUGGCGGGGGUGUGACGACGAACGGUACGAGCGGGGGAGGAGCGGCCACGGUCCCGAACGCGGCCACCGUCAACAGCAACAGUAACAGCAAUAGCAGUGAAAACAAGGAAAACAGCCGGAAACCGGGCGGCACCGAUUCGAACUCCAACUCGAACUUUGCCCUCACCACCGAGGACUCCAACACCUGCUUCUCCCUCGUCAGCGACUCCCAGGGCGCGACCGAGUUCGUGUCGAACAUGCCAUUUUCAGAGGACUCCAACUCCCAGGGCUCGGACAGCGCUCCAAAGCGGCUGAAAACAGACUAAGCCGGGGGAGUUCAUCGUUUCCUCCCCUACUCCCCC